UCCAGGGGUGGGGCCGCCCUGUCUGCUGAAUGACAGACUCUGACCAGCUUGUGAAAACAGAAGGAAAAGCAUGGAGUUGUUGGUCAGAGACACAGACUUAACCAGCAUUAACAUGUCCAUGAACCUUGAGCCCAUGAUGGAGGAAAAACUGAGAGAGGACCUAAAAUACUACUUCAUGAGUCCCUGUGAGAAAUACAGAGUGCGACGGCAGCUACCAUGGAAGCUGACUGUGCAGAUUUUAAAAAUUGUCAUGAUUACAGCUCAGCUUGUUCUCUUUGGCCUUAGCAAUCAGCUGGUGGUGGCCUACAAGGAAGAGAACUUGAUGGCUUUUAAGAAUUUGUUUUUGAAGAGCUACAGUGGUGUCGAUGAAGAUGACUACAGUGUGGCUGUCUACACCAAACAGAGUGUUUAUGAUAAUAUAUAUUAUUUCUUUGAUCAGUAUUCUCAGUUAGAUCAGCUGUCUGUGGGUGCUGUUAGCUACGCUGAGGAGGAUGGAAAGUUACAGCCAUUAGUCAUCUGUAAAGAGUACUACAGUCGAGGCAGAGUGGAGUCAUCAGACAACUACGAUAUAGAUGCCCAAACUGAAACAGUGUGCUUGACAUUGGAUCCCAAGUCUGCUGCAACAUGGAGAACAGUCAAUUCCUCUUUUUUUGAGCUGGACUUUCACAGGCUGGUUAAUAUUGAGAUCACUUUCAAACUUAAAGGAAUCAACCUACAAACUGUGCUCUCCCAUCAGCUUCCUGACUGCUACACUUUUGCUGUGACUAUUUUGUUUGACAAUCAGUGCCAUAGUGGGAAAGUGAAAAUUACCCUCGAUAUUGAUGCUGUCAGUACUGCAUGCAAGAAGUGGAAGAUUUCAGGAACCGCUCAGAAGAAUACUCACUACCUCCUUGUCUUUGAUGGCUUGGUUAUUGUAGUGUGUCUCACCUCUGCUGUGCUGUGCAUUCGUUCCAUUGUUCUGGCAAUUCGACUGCUUCAGAGAUUUUCCAUGUUUUGUCUAAUAAAAUACAACCGUAAGAUAUGCGAGGAUGACCAAAGAGAAUUCCUAAAUGGCUGGUACAUCUUGGUAAUUAUCAGUGAAAAAGAGAGUAUAUGGGCCAAGAUAUUGGGACACUCCCUCUAACAUAGUUUAAUCUGA
This is a messenger RNA of Astyanax mexicanus (Mexican tetra), 1138 nucleotides long. RefSeq names its product mucolipin-2-like. The coding region runs from base 71 to 1123 and encodes 350 amino acids. The transcript is spliced from 9 exons. The record is from RefSeq and is a predicted model, not a curated record. Gene Ontology annotation, cellular component: membrane. Lineage: Eukaryota; Metazoa; Chordata; Actinopteri; Characiformes; Acestrorhamphidae. Gene Ontology annotation, molecular function: NAADP-sensitive calcium-release channel activity.